AUGCACCCCUACAAAAUUGUGGUUACUCAAGAACUUUUUCCAAGAGAUUUGGAAACCCGUACAACAUUGUGUCAGGAUCUCCUUCGGAAUGUUCCCCGUACAGAUGUUUUGCUUUUUACAGACGAGGCACAUUUUCAUCUUUCAGGUACGGUAAACAAACAAAACUUUCGAUACUGGUCUGAACACAAUCCUCAAGAACUUCACCAACGACCACUCUACAGUCCAAAGGUUACAGUCUGGUGUGCCAUUUUCUCGUUUGGUGUGUGGGGUCCGUACUUUUUUGAAGAAGACGGUACCACUGUAACAGUGACCUCUAAUCGGUAUUGUGAGAUGCUUGAACAUUUUCUUCGGCCAAAAUUGAACGAUUUUUUUCAUGAGUAUGGACAACAAAAUGUGUGGUUUCAACAAGAUGGUGCAACAGCACACACAGCUCGUCAAACAUUCGGCAUUCGAGAAAUGUUUCCUGGGCAUAUUGUGUCCUUGCGAGGUGACAUUGGGUGGUCGCCACGUUCACCAGAUUUGAACCCAUGCGAUUUUUUUUUCUGGGGAUAUAUUAAAGCCCAAGUGUACCAACAUCGUCCACAAACUUUGGAAGCUCUGAAGGAGGUAAUAAUCCUGGAAAUUGCUGCUAUCCCGCCCGAAAUGACCCUUAGUCAUAGAAAAUUACCGUGA
This is a messenger RNA of Macrosiphum euphorbiae (potato aphid), 672 nucleotides long. NCBI's taxonomy places the organism in Eukaryota, Metazoa, Arthropoda, Insecta, Hemiptera, Aphididae. The record is from the annotation of a GenBank genome assembly.